AUGGGAUUAAUCGAAGAUUGGCGUUAUCCAAAGGACAGAAUUCAUUUAAAUUUUUUUGUUGAAAAUGAGGAUAGUGGGAGUAUAAGAUGGAUUCAAGACUUCCCCAAAGGCUUGUACCUCUCAAUAAGCUUAACAGAAAAUGAAAAUCAAAAUUGGAGAGAAUUUUCUUUAAAUUUUGGACGUCGCAAAUCUUGCAAUUUUUUGUUAAUUUUGGACACCAACAAUUUUUUGUUGCGUGAUUCUCUUCGACAAUUAAUUUCUUUUGCUGAAUUACCCGUCGUAUUAUCGCCUUUUUUGGAUUCUCCGAUGCAAGGAAGUGUUAAUAAUGCACAAGAAUUGGAGCUGGAUUUUGAGUUUGUUUGGAGGGAGAAGCUGGAUUUUGUUAGGGUUUAUUAUUCCAAUGGCCCACUUUUGAUAAAUCUAAAACAUCCGGACUCUUCUUAUCUAACAUUUGAAGAGAACAAUUUACUUGGAUAUGAGGGUUCUAACGAUCCAAUAGAUGUUUUUGCUGUUUCCGCCUACAAAAUGAAUAUUCCAAUUUUAUUCUCUAAUCACUUUUAUUAUGGAUAUUUUUUGUAUCCUUCAAGGCUAAAUAGUGAACAUGCUUCUCUAUAUUCAACAUUCUUGGCCCAUUUCAUCUCCGAUUCUGGUUCAAUUCCAUUCCCAUCUUCAUCAGUUCUUCCACCUUGGUGUCCAAUCGAGACAAAGUUUGGCUUCGAUCAAAUCUACCUCAUAAACCUCGCUCGACGACCCGAACGCUUAAACAAAAUGGCACAAAUUUUGCGCCUUGUAGGAAUGAAAUUUGAACGUUUUGAAGCUGUAGACGGCCAAAAUUUGACAAAACGUCAACUGGAUUCACUCAACUUUUUGCCUGGUUAUUUGGACCCGUGGCAUAAACGGCCAAUGAAGUUGGGGGAAAUUGGAUGUUUUUUGAGUCAUUAUAAAGUUUGGAAGGAUGUUGUGGCAAAUGGAUAUGAUAGAGCGAUUGUUUUGGAGGAUGAUAUGAAAUUUACGCAAAAUGGAACUUUAAUACUCAACAAAAUGGUUCAAGAUUUAAUGAAGACACGUCUGGAUUGGGAUUUUAUCUAUUUUGGACGAAAGAUAAACAAUAAGGCAAUUCCAGAAUUUUUUGUACCAGGUCAUUCCCACCUCAGCACAAUUUCUUAUUCCUACUGGACUAUAGGCUAUGCAAUAAGCCUGUCGGGAGCCAGAAAACUAAUUGAAGCAGAUCCCCUAAAUAAUUUAUUGACUCUAGAUGAAUUUUUGCCUAUAAUGUAUUCUCAACAUCCCAACCAAAUUUGGUCAAGAUUUUUUGAGGAAAAAGAAAAAUUGAAUGCCUUUGCUGUUUACCCACUAAUUUUGGAGCCUGAACGUUACUCUUCUCAUUCGGAUUUUUUGAGUGAUACAGAGGGAAGUGAACAAGUUGAUUUUAAUUAUUUGGGUAGUAGAGGGGAGGGGGAAGAAGGGGAAAAGAAGAAUUUUUUGAAAAAUGAAUUGUUUGUUGAAAAUUUAAAUUUUAAGGAUGAAUUCUAG
This is a messenger RNA of Meloidogyne enterolobii, 1533 nucleotides long. Lineage: Eukaryota; Metazoa; Nematoda; Chromadorea; Rhabditida; Meloidogynidae. The record is from the annotation of a GenBank genome assembly.